Elaeis guineensis (African oil palm) is the source of this 3587-nucleotide messenger RNA. NCBI's taxonomy places the organism in Eukaryota, Viridiplantae, Streptophyta, Magnoliopsida, Arecales, Arecaceae. The record is from RefSeq and is a predicted model, not a curated record.
UCCCCCUCUCUCUCUAUUCCUCCCUCUCUCGCUGUCGCUUUUUUUUUUUAUUUUGCUCGGUUUUUCUCCAGUCGUCGCUUUCUUUUCUUUUCUGUGUGGGACGAGGGAUUCGAGUAGAAUAAUAGAGGAGAAAAGAGAGAAAGAAAGAUUCUGGGGAAUAUGAAAUGAUAUCUGGGAAUUGAAGUUCGUGCGGCGGCUCCGAUGCCGGCGGCGUAGAACCGUGAUCUCGGCGAAUUUAGGGUUUGUAUUAGGAGCGCAGUCUGGGGCUUUGGUUUCGCGGCGUUCGAGGGUUCUUCGUCUCAGCGCUGAGUUCUUGUGCUUGUUGGUGGAAAUCCAUGUUAAUCUUGGUGACGGUGGCGGCUUGAAACUCACAUCUCUUUCUACCUCUACCUCUUUCACAAUCUGCCUUCUUUGUCAACUUACAGAGCAGAUGCAAUGGAGCAGUCAUUGGGUGGUUUGAAGCCAACAGGUCCUUCACAUAUCUCUCCAGGGAAGACUGCACAGAAGAUCAGAAGCAGUGCAUGGGGGAUUCCAUCUGGAUCCAAUGCAUAUCAUGGAUCCAGUGAUGCGAGCCUUUUCUCGAGCUCCUUACCGGUCCUUCCACAUGAGAAAUUGGUAGAUGAUGCUUCUUCUGAAAUAACUAAUCUGAGUAAAAAGAUUGAGGGUAGGGAUUCUGUGGAUGAUCUUGACCUCCAAGGAAUUGGGAGCCUGUUACCUGAUGACGAAGAGGAGCUUUUAUCUGGAAUAAUGGAUGAUUUUGACCUUAGUGGGUUGCCUAGUCAUGUGGAGGAGUUGGAAGAGUAUGAUCUUUUCGGCAGUGGAGGGGGCAUAGAAUUGGAUUCUGAUCCUACAGAGAGCCUCACCAUUGGGAUGGCAAAAGCAAGUAUUGCUGAUGGCUAUAUUGGCAAUGGGAUUAGCCAGUACAGCCUUCCAAAUGGUGUUGGCACCAUUGCUGGUGAACAUCCAUAUGGAGAGCAUCCAUCUAGAACUUUAUUUGUGAGGAACAUUAAUAGUAAUGUUGAAGAUUCAGAAUUGCGGUCUCUGUUUGAGCAAUAUGGGGACAUCCGGACUCUUUACACUGCUUGCAAGCACAGGGGAUUUGUGAUGAUAUCUUACUAUGAUAUCAGAGCUGCUCGAACUGCUAUGCGUGCAUUACAAAAUAAGCCCUUACGACGGAGAAAACUCGAUAUUCAUUUUUCAAUUCCCAAGGACAAUCCAUCUGACAAAGAUAUGAACCAAGGAACUCUUGUAAUUUUUAAUUUGGAUCCAUCAGUUUCAAAUGAUGACCUUCGACAAAUAUUUGGGGCUUAUGGGGAAGUAAAGGAGGUGGGAAGUUUGUUUUUCCAACCCUGCCCACAAUCUCUCUCUCUCUCUCUCUCUGGCUUCAUACUAGUUUAUGUGAAGUGUUGCACAUCUCCUUGUUGCAUAAAACAGAUAAGGGAGACUCCACACAAGCGGCACCAUAAAUUUAUUGAGUUCUAUGAUGUCAGAGCGGCAGAAGCUGCACUACGGGCAUUGAACAAGAGUGACAUAGCUGGCAAACGGAUAAAGCUGGAACCUAGCCGUCCUGGUGGAGCUCGUAGAAGCUUGAUGCAGCAGUUGACUCAUGAAUUGGAACAAGAUGAAAGCAGAAUUUAUAGACAUUAUGUGGGAUCACCUAUAACCAACUCUCCUCCAGGUACAUGGGCACACUAUGGCAGUCCAGGUGAUAACAAUCCACUUCAAGCUCUCAGCAGGUCCCCAACCGGGGGAGCAAUGAGCCCCAUGGGGGGCAACCAUUUGCCUGGAUUAGCUUCUGUACUUUCACCUGUGAUAUCAAACUCUGUGAAAAUUCCUCCAAUUGGGAAAGACCAAAAUCGGGGUAACCAUGCAGAACAGGUUUUCUUUAAUAGCAAUUCAUCACAUGGAGUUGCGUUUCAGCAUUCUCAUUCCUUUCCAGAGCAUAAUAAUGGAGUGGUGAGCUCAAGUCCGGGAACUCUAAAUUCUUUUGGUCUUUCGGCCUCCAAUGCAUCUGGAAUUGGAACACUGAGUGGACCCCAGUUUCUUUGGGGCAGUCCAACUACUUAUUCAGAGCAUUCCCAAUCAUCUGCUUGGCAGUCACCAUCUAUGGGACAUUCAUUCACAUCCAAUGGCCAUGCGCAAGGGCAUGGAUUUCUUUAUUCAAAUCGCAAUGGUUCUGUCCUUGGGUCAUCACUUCCUCACCAUCAUGUGGGGUCAGCUCCCUCUGGUCUUCCUUUCGAAAGGCACUUUGGUUUUUUUCCUGAGUCACCAGAUACAUCUUUCAUGAACCAGGUCACAUUUGGAAAUAUGGGUAUUAGUCGAAAUGAUGGAAGUUUAAUGAUGAAUAUGAGUGCUCGGGCCUCCAUGAAUCUUGGAAGUGCUUUGGCUGGAAACACAUCUGAUAAUAGUUCACCCAAUUUCAGAAUGAUUUCCUCACAGAGACUGGGCCAUACAUUUUUCGGGAAUGCUCCAUAUACUGGACCAGUUUCUUCCAACAGUGAGGGUCUACUUGAGCGAGGUCGCAGUCGACGAGCUGACAACAGUGGGAGUCAAGUAGAUAGCAAGAAGCAGUAUCAGCUUGACUUGGAAAAAAUAGUCAGUGGGGAAGAUAUCCGGACAACAUUAAUGAUAAAGAACAUUCCAAAUAAGUACACCUCCAAGAUGUUGUUAGCAGCCAUUGAUGAAAAUCAUAAGGGUACCUAUGAUUUUCUCUACUUGCCAAUUGAUUUUAAGAACAAGUGCAAUGUUGGUUAUGCAUUUAUAAACAUGGUAUCUCCUUCUCAUAUCAUCUCCUUUUAUCAGGCAUUCAAUGGGAAAAAAUGGGAGAAGUUUAAUAGUGAAAAAGUUGCCUCAUUGGCAUAUGCCAGAAUUCAGGGCAAAGCGGCACUCGUUGCCCACUUCCAGAACUCAAGCUUGAUGAAUGAAGACAAGCGAUGCCGCCCUAUUCUUUUCCAUUCUGAGGGGCCCGAAGCUGGUGAUCAGGAACCAUUUCCAUUAAAUGGCAUGAUGAACAUUCACGUGUGGCAACAAGAUGGGACUGUUUCAGCGGAGGUCCUGGCGGAAAGUCCAACAAAGAACAACCCAAGUGAGAAGCCAGAGAAGAGCACCGAACUGGAAAAUGGCUUGGAAAUGUAGUAAAUGCCGCAGCAAACAGGUGGUUGUGAAUGCUGACUGUUCUAUAGGUAUUCAAGUGUAUAAAAACGUGAGGGGAAAUUGGAGGUGCAAUUGUAUGAUAGGGUGCGUCCACUUUUGAAGCGAUGGAUGUGCCAAUGCAUAUAUUACAUUGUGAAUGGAGGGGUUUAAUGGCGCUCCAUGUUUUGUAUAGAUAGAAAUUGGUAUCUAAGGGUCAUGUAAAGAAAAUAAGGUCAAAUUGUACAGGUGACAUUUUAGAUUGGUCUUUUGGCAACCAUGUUGCUCAUAGCUGAGCAUGGUUGAACUUGUUUUCUUUUGGUUGAACUCAUGUUUAUUUGGUAAUAUAUGGGGAGUGCAAGGUGUUUCAAAGUCUUCUGGUCGGUCUUGAGUUGUACAAAGAAACAUAACUUGCUUUGUUACAAACUUAUAUAUAGUUAUUUACUAUGUUGCAGUAA